AUGCAAGAAGCGUAUAUGAAGGAUGUUGAAAGAGCAUUUGGAAUACUACAGGCUCGAUGGGUUAUUGUUCAGGGCCCUGCACGUAUGUGGUGCAAGGAUAACCUCCACUCAAUCAUGAUGACGUGUAUAAUUUUGCACAACAUGAGUGUGGAGGAUGAGUACGAAUAUGUUGAAAAGGAAUCUGAUGAUGAGAAUAUGUGUCCACAAUGA
This is a messenger RNA of Prunus armeniaca (apricot), 210 nucleotides long. NCBI's taxonomy places the organism in Eukaryota, Viridiplantae, Streptophyta, Magnoliopsida, Rosales, Rosaceae. The record is from the annotation of a GenBank genome assembly.